GAUGGGCUCCAGCAGCUCCAGCUUGAACCGAAUCCCAAACGCACAAGAGCUCAUGCAGGAAACCGGCUUCUCCGCCGCUCACAUCCUCCGUCUCCACGAGAGGUUUGAGUUCCUGGACGUAGACCAGCGAGGAGAGCUCAGGCCUGAGGAUUUCGGAGCAAUUCGGGAGUUGUCCUCAAACCCCGUCGGAGACAGAAUCGUCGGUGCCUUUUUCUCUCCAAGAAAGGAGACUGUGGACUUUGCCUCCUUUGUUCGGAUUCUGGCUCAUUUUUGUCCCACAGAGAAAACCCGAACCAGAGACGGAGCCCAGCCGGAACCGGCCCACAGCAGGACCGGGAAACUCAAAUUUGCUUUCCAGAUGUAUGAUCAGGACCGAGAUGGAAAGAUUUCGCGAGAAGAGCUUCUUCAGGUGCUGCGGGCGAUGCUGGAGAUGCAGGUGACGGAGGAGCAGCUGCAGAGCAUCGCCGAGCGAGCCAUCCGGGAAGCAGACCUGGACCAGGAUGACGCCAUCUCCUUCGACGAGUUCAGAAAGUCACUGGAGAAAGUGGACAUCGAACACAAGAUGAGUAUCCGCUUCCUGAGAUGAAGACACAGCCGGCUGCUAUUUUGGGGAUUUAAAGGAAGACCGUCAGUCGUCUUGUCUUUCUAAAUCCUGUAAGAGGAGACACAACAUGGACACACAACAUGGAGACACAACAUGGACACACAACAUGGAGACACAACAUGGACACACAACAUGGACACACAACAUGGAGACACAACAAAGUCUGUAGUUUGUCUUUUACAUUCAGUUUACAAUAUGGAGAGAAACCAGAUCAGAGGUAUCCCGGACCAUCCAUGUGCAGCCCAGAUUCCGUAUUAACCCGAUUAUUAUAAGGCCCCCCUUCUUUUUAAGAACUCAUUUGUGGAAAAAUACUUUUUAAAGACCAAAUCUCAUUUUAAUAAAGAAGUCUGUAUGAUACUUUUUUCUUAAAGU
Molecule: messenger RNA, 976 nt
Organism: Etheostoma spectabile (orangethroat darter)
Lineage: Eukaryota; Metazoa; Chordata; Actinopteri; Perciformes; Percidae
Gene: chp2
Product: calcineurin-like EF-hand protein 2
Exons: 7
Coding region: 2-586 (194 amino acids)
Molecular function (GO): calcium ion binding
Source: RefSeq, a predicted model, not a curated record